AUGUCUUCAGCCACCUCCAUCCUGGCGACAACGGCCUCCAGCAGCGCAGCAGCUGUUUCGAGCACCGUCACGUCUAACAACAAUAACAACAAUAACGGUCCCACCAGUUCGCCGCUGCUCUUCUUCGUCGCCCUUGGGUUCGGCGUUGUCUUCACGAACCUCUGGAUCAUCGUAGGUGUAAAGUACUGCUUUAGAUACAAUCGCGCCCGCGCUGCCCGAGCGACUGGAGAUGGAGAGCCUAUUGAUAUGGCGAAUAUGCCUCGACCGCACAGGAGGAGGAGAGAGAAGAAGUUAAUGUCCAUGGACGACGUCAACGAACGAUUCCCGCUGGCCAAGUACAAGACGUGGAAAUCGAGUCGGGAGAUUAGGGGAUUGCCGGCUGAGGGUGGAAUCGCCACAGCACCCCAAAGCAGAGCUGUGAGCAUGAAGGAUGUCGAGGGCGUUAUAUCUGCAAAGGACGACGGCACUUCCAGCGGAGGACCAGACACUGCGCUUUCCAUGGCCAGAGAAGACCUUGCUAGUACCCCAUCUUCACCAAGGCGCAUCAUCUCGCCAAGGACAAGCGUCGAUGCGCGUAGGACACUCGGCGACAAAGAGCUUGAGAACAACAGUGGCGAAAAGUCUCCGACUAAAACUGAAACCGUCGAGGCCGACGUCCGCGAGCGCGAUGACGAAUCGGACGAUGACGACGACCCGAUUCGCACUGCUACUGCGCCAGAGAUGUUGUCCGAGCCUGGCGAUACAUGCGCCAUCUGCUUGGACACGCUGGAGGACGACGAUGAUGUACGAGGAUUGACUUGCGGUCAUGCUUUCCACGCCAGUUGUGUUGAUCCAUGGCUGACUGCUCGUCGCGCCUGCUGUCCACUCUGCAAGGCUGACUACUACGUCCCUAAGCCCGUCACUGAGGGCGAGAACGCCGUCCACAUUUCCGCAGGUCGUCGUUCAGCUGCAGGCCUCAGAAGCCCUACGUCUCCACAAGCCGUAUGGACGGGCACUCGCGGCAACCCCUUUUCACGAAACCGAGUCGUCGUGAUCGCCGGCCCUGGCGCUCAGCAAACUCAGCAAACUGAUCGGUUCGGGCGACCAGUUCAUCCCAGUCGGCCUGCUCGUCCCAUGACCGAGGCGCUACGGCAGAAUGCGCAGGACGGUAGCUCGAAUUGGAGAUCGAGGUUCCAGCUCUUUGGACGUGGGAACGCUAGCGAAAACUCUGCGCCCGCGCAACCUACACCCGCGCAACUCGAGGCUGGAAAUAGGUCCACGGUAUGA
This is a messenger RNA of Dothidotthia symphoricarpi CBS 119687, 1266 nucleotides long. RefSeq lists its product as uncharacterized. Gene Ontology annotation, molecular function: ubiquitin protein ligase activity. Gene Ontology annotation, biological process: ubiquitin-dependent protein catabolic process. The transcript is spliced from 2 exons. Bases 1 to 1266 code for a protein of 421 amino acids. Gene Ontology annotation, cellular component: cytoplasm. Lineage: Eukaryota; Fungi; Ascomycota; Dothideomycetes; Pleosporales; Dothidotthiaceae. The record is from RefSeq and is a predicted model, not a curated record.